Molecule: messenger RNA, 3068 nt
Organism: Gadus chalcogrammus (walleye pollock)
Lineage: Eukaryota; Metazoa; Chordata; Actinopteri; Gadiformes; Gadidae
Product: transmembrane protein 42
Exons: 3
Coding region: 47-517 (156 amino acids)
Source: RefSeq, a predicted model, not a curated record
AUGUGACGAUAGACUGAACAAAUAAUGAUAUUUGCUUGCCUUCAAAAUGUUUCCCGGAGUGAUCUAUGCAUUGCUGGCCGGCUUCUUGGGAGCCGUGGCAUCGUCCUCGGCCAAGCUGUCCCUUGGAGCGGACUACCUGAAGGGGGUUUGUGAGACCGGGCUCCGGACCUGGGGAGAGCAGCGGCGCUUCAGACAGCCUGAUGAGACCACCGCCUGUGACUGGCUCCACAUCCCUCUGCGGCUGCUGUGCGGGGGGCUGCUGUUCACGUGUAACGCUGUGAUGUGGACCUUCCUGGCCAAAGCCCUGCGCUCGUCCUCCUCCUGCACCCAGACCACUGUGACCACCACCGCCUCCAACUUCAUCUCCUCCGCCUUCCUGGGCCAGCUGAUCUUCGGCGAGGCCCAGAUCACACUGUGGUGGGUGGGCAUCUCCCUGACCUUCUCGGGCCUCCUGGUGCUGCAGCGAGCCGCUCCCCAGCAGGACCGCCGGCCCGCCGCGGCCCACAAGGAGGAGUAGUCUGCCGAGAUGGGCUUUAUUUAUACGCUGGAUCUGGGUGGCACACAUUGCCCUGUUCAACAUCCGCCAGGCGCCAGAGACACGCGGCGUGGGUUGGUCUCUUGCGUUGCUGCUGCCCUGUGUGUCAGCCCCACGUCUCAGCGGGGCGGGAGAUGGUCGUCUGGCUAGCGCCGUCACUCAUUGCUUGAUUGCGCUCCACCUUUAACUCCAUGCAUUGUUUGAGUAUAACCUACUUGCUUUUACACCAAUUGCCUUUCAGUUAUCCUAUUUGAGUGUGAGAACCUCUUCUGCCGAUCAACCUGAAAGAUUAACAGCUCUUAAUCAACGAUUAGUUCACUAGCAAGCUGUGAAAAUGAUGCUGUGACCAAACAUUAAUGGAAUGAAAUCAUGAUAUUAGGAUAUUUUGAUGUUUUCAAUAACAGAAUGGUUGACCUCAUACCAGGUGAGCUAUAGGAUAGUUCACCUGAUACAAGGUGAGCUAUCGGAUGGUUCAGCUCAUACGAGGACAUAGAGAAGGAGAGCUAGAGAAAGUAACAGUUCCUGCAGUCCUACAGGUUGGACAUUUAAGUAAUAUGAGCAGUAUCUGAUUUCUGAAGCCUCGCUGACCAUCCUACUGAAGUGGAAACAUUAUUCUGUGAGUAUGUGUUCCUAAGCACCCGCAAGCUGCACGUUCACAGCUAUCACAACAGAAAGAGAAAGUCUUCCCAUCCCUCAUCAUGUAGGAGGUGAACUCGACUUGGGACAAUGUGAAAUCAGCAAGGUGUCAAGUCUGCUGCGUGCUUCAGCCGCGAGGCAUAAUCUCCUGACACCAGCUGGGGUCCUAGCUGAUGCUUUAACCUGUGGUCGUUAACACUGUUCUCAUACACUAUUGUACUGUUACAAUUCAGUUUAAUCGUCUCCAUUUUGUUCCAUAGUCUAAAUUCAGUUGUAUAGUCUGAAGUCAUUGGCAUGAGGAAAUAUCACACAACUAAAGUUGAAGAAUGAAAGAAAUUGUAGCUUGAAUAAUAUAUAGAAGGAUUUAAUCCUCUAUGUCAUAUGAUGAAUGUCAGGGACCAUUGAUCUGUCGUUUCCCUUUUAUUGUAAUAACACAUAUUUCCAUUUCUCCCAGGCGUAAAAAUCAUAAAGUUCACUCCCAUCAACCAAGGUUCACGUGAACACUGGCUUCACCAAAUUCCUCCUUCCGUACUUUUAAAACAUACUUCUCUUUUACUUUAGUUCCAUUUUGUGUGCAACAUCUUAUAGCAGUGUGUUAUUCGUAUUGCUGAAGGCACGUUCAAUUGAACAACCAAUGGGAGAGCAGAGACUAAGAUUUGCUAAUAAUAUUCCCAUAGAAGGAAGUUUCUCUGUGGGCUAUACCAAAUGCAGAACGAUGUACCGUUAUUUGACAGGAGUCCCCUACUGCUGCUAGCAGCAUCACCAGUAUGCACAAGGUUUAGGACUAAUAACAGAGGUGUUGGAACAUGAAAGUCUCAUUUUGAUACAUAUCAACUUCACAAUAUGCAUGCAACCAGCUUAGAAAUCUUUAGCUUGUAUGAAACUCUCUACUAGCUAUAAUAACACAGAGCAAAAAAGCACAACAUGAAAUCAGAUGUCUUUCCAGCCGCACUCAUACCAGGAGCUGCAUAUUUGUAUCCACGUGAUGUAAUGUGAAUCCCGGACAAUGUGAUUCUCUGCGACAAUUUGAUGUUUUAUUUCUCUGCUGUUUAAAGAGCAACCAAGCCUUGAGGACAACAUGGUAUGUGAUCACCACUCAACAUACAAAGCAGUGCCAGGGGAUACCAUUUGUUGCACCAAUUUGAUUAAAUGCAAUAAGUUGUGUUGGCCAGAGCUGGCUCUGUGGCUGUGUUCGCCUCGGUGUUCACUUACUCUUUAAUGUCCGUCAUGCCAUCCGGUAUUAGAUGUGACCUUCAAUGAUACAUUUCCUUUAGGGAACUCGUCAGAUUUUUAAUUUAAAGUCCUUCCACUGCAUUGACGCUUAUAUCUCUAAACUUCUUAAAAUACCUUUCUUGCAACACUUCUUGACCUUAGCUUUUCAUUUUGACGAUGUUUGAUGCCUGCUCUUUUUGAUUAUGGCUAAAGGGAAAUACAUCUAACUGUGGACCUAUAUUACUAUAGUAAUAAUAAAAGCAUAAUGGUAGCAUUAUUUAUAGAAUAGCACAAAGUCCUUGGAUAACAUGUCUUUCUAUCUAUGUGCAAGUAACUGAACAAUGAUGCAAUAAUGACAGCAAUUAUCAUAUUACAAUACAAGCACCAGUAUAUCAACUAUUGGCUAGAUUUGAUAUGUUCUGGCAGACAUGAAAAUAUAUCAGUAAUUUAUUAAGCAAUACAUUUUUCCCAAAAUUGGAUCUCAGACUUGACCUUGGAUAGAGAGUGUUAUCCACUGGGCUGAUAUAAUAGACUCGGUAGGUUUGAUUUAGACCAUAGUCGAUCAACAUAGUUGAAACUAGCAUUUGUAAAAAUGUAUAUAUUUUCUAUUUAUAGAAAAUAUUGAUUAAAAUGUCACCCAAGGUAAAAAAGACAAUGCGAGGUAAUUGUUGAAUAAAAAGCUCAU